Molecule: messenger RNA, 420 nt
Organism: Aspergillus luchuensis
Lineage: Eukaryota; Fungi; Ascomycota; Eurotiomycetes; Eurotiales; Aspergillaceae
Exons: 2
Coding region: 1-420 (139 amino acids)
Source: RefSeq, a predicted model, not a curated record
AUGACCACAUGGCCGACAAUCAAAAGAAUUAUCAGCCAAGGACACGCGAAAGCGCACGGCGGCCAUCUCAAUGCGGAUGCUUACUUAUACCGGGAAGAAGGCCGGUACAUUGAUGAAGAUGGCACAGUGCAUCCGCCACGAUAUGAUACUGACACAUUCCGAUGUCUCUAUGGUGUUGAGCCAAAUAUAGCGGAGAUCAUCAACUACACUCCAACUAUUCAAGUUCUGGAGCGACACGCUACUAUCGAAGCCUCCGACCGCCUUGAAGCUACUGAAGUAUUGAAAGCACGGUUUGACAUGUUCCUACAUGCCUUGAAAGCAGCCGAGUACCCCGGAAACUACCUCAAUUUGAUGUCUCCCGAGUAUCAUCAGUUCAAGGAACUCCGAUCAGCAUACAGAGAAUUCUGGAACGCGACCUAG